AUAGGAUAAAAGAACAUGAACAUCACCCUGAGCGGAGUUCGGUGAUCUGCAUCACUGUGUUCCGCAAAAAACGCACGCAUGAUGAGAAUAUUGCACAAUCACAGCUUAUUUAUGUUAUAAUGGAGGGAGUAAAUCAGUUGAAUAAUCAAAAGUAUGCUGCUGAUAUUGAUUCCAUAAAAGACGCACACACUCGCAUCAGCCCCUACAUUCACAAGACUCCAGUUCUGUCCUCCACAUCUUUGGAUUCCAUUUCGGGAAAACUGUUAUUUUUCAAGUGUGAAUGCUUUCAAAAGGGAGGAUCUUUUAAAAUUAGAGGAGCUUCAAAUGCUAUAUUUUUGCUAGAAGAUGAUCAGGCGGCUAAAGGAGUUGUUACUCAUAGCAGUGGUAAUCAUGCUGCAGCAGUUGCUUUGGCUGCAAAACUUCGUGGAAUACCUGCUUAUGUUGUUAUACCAAAAAAUGCCCCAGCAUGUAAGGUAGAGAAUGUCAGACGCUAUGGUGGUCAGGUCAUUUGGAGUGAAGCAACUAUGCAGUCUAGAGAGAGCACAGCCAGAGAGGUGCAGCAGAGAACAAGUGCCAAUCUGAUCCAUCCAUUUAAUGAUAAGUGUAUCAUAAGUGGACAAGGCACCAUAUCAUUAGAGUUGCUCGAGCAAGUACCUGAGCUUGAUACCAUAAUAGUUCCUAUUAGCGGUGGUGGUUUGAUAUCUGGGAUUACAUUGGCUGCUAAGUCAAUCAAUCCCUUUAUAAGAGUUGCUGAACCCAAAGGCGCUGACGAUGCUGCUCGGUCGAAGUUAUCUGGAAAACUAGUCACACAGUCGGACACAAAUACAAUAGCAGAUGGCCUCCGAGCUUUUCUCGGUGACUUGACUUGGCCUGUCGUCCGCGAUUUAGUUGAUGAUGUGAUUGUUGUAGAUGACGAAGAGAUUAUACGAGCCAUGAGGCUUUGCUAUGAGGUUCUUAAGUUGGCUGUGGAGCCGAGCGGAGCCAUUGGCCUUGCUGCUAUUCUCUCUGAUCAGUGCAAGCAGAAGAGUUACUGGAAGGACAUGAGGAAAAUUGGGAUCAUUCUUUCUGGAGGUAAUGUUGAUCUUGGAGUGCUCUGGGAUUCACUCAAGUGAACAUUCCAUGGAUUUUUUGUUGUUGUUUUAGAAGUUCGUGAGAAAGAGAGAACACUUCUAAGAGGAUAACAAACACUAUCACCUGCAUUGAUUUUGCUUUAUAUUGAGCAGAAAUGGAGAACUGUGCCCAGAUAGUUUGGUCGAAAGCAGUUUUGUGGUGUUUCAAAUCUCAUCUUUUUGCUUGCCUUAUUUAUAAAGUGGGAAUCCCCCGUUCAUCAAUAACUAUUAAUGAUUAUAUGCCAAUACAUGUUGCCUUGA
Molecule: messenger RNA, 1370 nt
Organism: Phalaenopsis equestris
Lineage: Eukaryota; Viridiplantae; Streptophyta; Magnoliopsida; Asparagales; Orchidaceae
Product: serine racemase
Biological process (GO): L-serine metabolic process; D-serine biosynthetic process; pyruvate biosynthetic process
Molecular function (GO): threonine racemase activity; pyridoxal phosphate binding; serine racemase activity
Source: RefSeq, a predicted model, not a curated record